AUGGGUGAAGCCCGUGCCUACAUGCCAGGACAAGCUAACCGUGGCUACCUGGAGAUAUCCCAUCCAGUAGAAGGGAGGAGAGGCUCUCUCUUCUCGCGUGCUACAUUCAAUUUGGUUCUCGCCACCAAAGACGGACUGAACUGGGGGCUAUUCGAUUCAUAUAUUAAUGUCGUUAUCCAGGGUUCCAAGCACGGUGGCCACUUCGAGCACGUGGGGCGACUUCGUAUCUUUGAGAAAAGUCGACCAGUCCUCGACAGUUAA
Perkinsus marinus ATCC 50983 is the source of this 261-nucleotide messenger RNA. RefSeq lists its product as hypothetical. The coding region runs from base 1 to 261 and encodes 86 amino acids. The record is from RefSeq and is a predicted model, not a curated record. The transcript has a single exon. Lineage: Eukaryota; Perkinsozoa; Perkinsida; Perkinsidae.